AUGUUCCUUGAUCCGGAAAAGUCACUAAACCUGUUCUCAAGUAAAGGAAAACUUACACAGUGUGACAAUGCAUUGAAAGCUGCAUUGAAUAGUGCACUUAGUCUGGGGUGUUCUUCUAAUGAUGGUGCUGUGAUUAUGAGUUGUAAGAGUCUUAGUUCUUUGGUGGACAAGAAGAAUUAUCACAAAGUAUUCCAAGUAUGCCCAUCGAUAGGAGUGACGUAUUCUGGCCUCCAACCAGAUUUCAGAGCGCAGCUAGUCGUAGCACAACGCAUAUGCCAAGAUUAUUUUGAUGUAUACUGGAGAUUUCCAUACUUAGAUGUCUUUAUAAAUGAAUUUUGUCUGAGUGUGCAAGAAUUCAGUCAAAAGGGUGGAUUACGUCCAUUUGGAACAUUCCUGAUUUUCUGUGGAGAGACAAAAAAUGGUCCAUGCUGUUAUCAGAUGGACCCAUCAGGUAGUUUUAAGCAAGUUGAGUUAGUUACGGCAGGAAAGAACUAUGAAGAAGCAAUAAAAUUUUUAGAAAAGAGGAGAGAAAAUCUUGACGACAACAUUGUGAAUGGUGUGAAUGUAUUGAAGGAGUUUGAAGGGAGAUAG
Vittaforma corneae ATCC 50505 is the source of this 591-nucleotide messenger RNA. RefSeq lists its product as uncharacterized. Bases 1 to 591 code for a protein of 196 amino acids. The record is from RefSeq and is a predicted model, not a curated record. NCBI's taxonomy places the organism in Eukaryota, Fungi, Microsporidia, Nosematidae. The transcript has a single exon. Gene Ontology annotation, cellular component: proteasome core complex; proteasome core complex, alpha-subunit complex.